AUGAUUGAAUAAAAGUCCCUGAAAGGGUUUGGGUUUGGGUUUGUAGAUAAGGCAUAAAUAUAAUUCUUUUGUGGUAAAUGUUUAGUUGAGAAAAUUAAUAACCAUAAAGUGACCACCAUUGAGUAAUCAAAGGAGAGAAUCUAAUAAAUUAAGAUUUAAUAAAAAGAUAUCAAAUCUAAAGAGAAUCAAGCAAGACUCAACUAUUAUAAAAACAUUUUAGAUCAAAUUAUGAAUUUCAAGUAAUCCAUUGAUGAUUCUUUGGAGAAGAUGUAUAAAUAAAUAUAAUAAUAUAUAUUCCCAAUUUAAAAAGAAAAAAAAGAAUUAUAAGAAUGUGAAUCAUAACUAAAUUACUUUGAGGAUAUAAAAUAAUUAUCUGAAUUGUAUUCUUAAGAAUAAUAGAAAUCCCCAAAAUUAAUAGAGGAUAAUCAUUUUGUUAAUGAAAUAUAAAGACAAUUUGAACUUUUAUUUAAUAACUCUGAAUACUUUUCGACGUUAGAUACAAUUAAGAGUACAAAAGAAAAAAUUAAAGACAUUAUGGAAAAUAAUGUAAUUGAAUUAAUUCCUUAAUUUAUAGUCAAAAAUGAUUCGGUAUCUUAUAUAUAAUAUAAAUAGAAAACACCAAGUUUAAGUAGAAUUUGUAGCAAUCAUAAAAAGGAAAUAAUUAUGAUUGAUAUGGACUCUUAAGAGAAAAAAAUUGAAGAUAGAUUUGUAUGUGUUGAUUGCAUUUCUGAGAAUCCAAAUACAAAGUAUUAAACAAUUGAAAAUGUAGAUGCUUGACUAUUAUAAUGAAACUAUUAUUUAUGCAGAUAAAGCCUUGCAAGUUGAUCCAAAACAUUUCAAUUAAUUAUAUACUAAAGGUAAGAUAAUUUUGUAUAUUAUUAAUUUUAUUAAAAAUUAAAAAAUCAUAUGAUAUAAAUAAAUUGAAUGUCACAAUAAGAAAUUUCUUUUCCAUGCCAUUCUAUUUCAAUUUACUUUAAAAAUAAUAUAAAAUGUUAAAUACUAUUAAAUAGUAUUUAAGGUUUAUUAUUGA
Molecule: messenger RNA, 1030 nt
Organism: Paramecium primaurelia
Lineage: Eukaryota; Ciliophora; Oligohymenophorea; Peniculida; Parameciidae
Source: the annotation of a GenBank genome assembly